Tinamus guttatus (white-throated tinamou) is the source of this 1607-nucleotide messenger RNA. The record is from RefSeq and is a predicted model, not a curated record. Lineage: Eukaryota; Metazoa; Chordata; Aves; Tinamiformes; Tinamidae.
GAGGAGCUGGAGGAGGCCAAGAAAAAGCUGGCACAGCGUCUGCAGGAUGCAGAAGAACAUGUGGAAGCUGUGAAUGCCAAAUGUGCUUCCCUAGAAAAGACAAAGCAGCGGCUGCAGAAUGAAGUGGAGGACCUGAUGAUUGAUGUGGAAAGGUCGAACGCAGCUUGCGCAGCUCUGGACAAGAAGCAGAAGAACUUUGACAAGAUCCUGUCAGAGUGGAAGCAGAAGUAUGAGGAAACGCAGGCUGAGCUGGAAUCCUCCCAGAAGGAGUCUCGUUCUCUCAGCACGGAGCUGUUCAAGAUGAAGAAUGCCUAUGAGGAGUCCUUGGACCACCUGGAGACGAUGAAGCGGGAGAACAAAAACUUGCAGCAGGAGAUUUCUGACCUCACGGAGCAGAUUGCAGAGGGAGGAAAGGCCAUUCAUGAGCUGGAGAAAGUGAAGAAGCAGAUAGAGCAGGAGAAAUCUGAAAUCCAGGCAGCUUUGGAGGAAGCUGAGAAUGAAGCCCUGAGGCUGAAGAAGAAGAUGGAGGGAGACCUCAACGAAAUGGAGAUCCAGCUGAGCCAUGCCAACCGUCUGGCUGCAGAGGCCCAGAAGAACCUGAGAAACACCCAGGCAGUGCUGAAGGAUACACAAAUACACUUGGACGAUGCUCUCAGGACACAGGAGGACCUGAAGGAGCAGGUGGCCAUGGUGGAGCGCAGAGCAAACCUGUUGCAGGCUGAAAUAGAAGAGCUCCGGGCAGCCCUGGAGCAGACGGAGCGGUCAAGGAAAGUGGCUGAGCAGGAACUGAUGGAUGCAAGCGAGAGAGUUCAACUUCUCCACAGUCAGAAUACCAGCUUGAUCAACACUAAGAAGAAGCUGGAAACAGACAUUUCUCAAAUUCAGAGUGAAAUGGAGGAGACAAUCCAGGAAGCCCGUAAUGCUGAAGAGAAGGCCAAAAAAGCCAUCACAGAUGCAGCCAUGAUGGCAGAAGAGCUGAAGAAGGAGCAGGACACAAGUGCCCACCUGGAGAGGAUGAAGAAGAACUUGGACCAGACAGUGAAGGAUCUGCAGCUGCGUCUGGAUGAGGCUGAGCAGCUGGCACUGAAAGGAGGCAAGAAGCAAAUCCAGAAGCUGGAGGCCAGGGUGCGUGAGCUGGAAGGGGAGGUUGAUUCUGAGCAGAAGCGCAGCGCUGAAGCCGUCAAGGGUGUGCGCAAAUACGAGAGGAGGGUGAAGGAGCUGACCUACCAGUCUGAGGAAGACCGGAAGAAUAUUCUCAGGCUCCAGGACUUGGUGGACAAGCUGCAAAUGAAAGUGAAGUCCUACAAGAGACAAGCUGAGGAGGCUGAGGAGCUGUCCAACGUCAACCUCUCCAAAUUCCGCAAGAUCCAACAUGAGCUGGAGGAAGCCGAGGAGCGGGCUGACAUUGCAGAGUCACAGGUCAACAAGCUCCGAGCCAAGAGCCGCGAGUUUCACAGCAAGAAGAUAGAAGAGGAAGAGUGAGGAUGCAGCAAGCAGCAGUGACAUGGGUGGUCCACAAAAUGUGAACUCCCCUGUCAUUUUCUUCUGUAAUUAGCCUUUAUAUCCACCCCAAUGUCUAGAGAAUAAAGACUGUAGAUUACUUGCAU